Tetranychus urticae (two-spotted spider mite) is the source of this 1339-nucleotide messenger RNA. RefSeq lists its product as uncharacterized. The record is from RefSeq and is a predicted model, not a curated record. NCBI's taxonomy places the organism in Eukaryota, Metazoa, Arthropoda, Arachnida, Trombidiformes, Tetranychidae.
UCGUUUUUAAUUGUUAAUUUAUAUAUUGUGUUUGAGUUACAAUGUCAACUUUAAAAAGUAUGGAGUCGUUGCGUUUUUUAGUGACUAUCAUAACAUUCAGUUUAUUAAGUCAAUGCUUAGCCAAACCAGUUUCAUUAGAAGAUGGUGUUUUACUUCGACAAAUUGCUGAUAGUUACAGUGCUCCAUUGGUUGUGCCUUUUUUACAUUCAAGAAUACAAAAUAAUGCUCAAAUGAUUAGAGAAAUCAAGAAUUCGUUGGAAAAUUUGAGUGAAAAUCAACGAAAUUUGUUUACUUUGAAAGUAAAAAGUCUUGAAGCGUUGGACAAACAACUAACUUCAUUACAAAAAACAGAUUAUUUUAACUUCGAUGGAACCGCACGAGUUAAGAAUUUGAUUGAACAAUACAUUUUGAACAAUGAAAUGUUUCCAAUCGAGUUGGGAUUCGAAGAGGCAAAAGGCAACUCAACUCCAGACGAUUUGCUGAAACAGGUCAAUGUCAUGUCCAAUGAUAAUCUUAUUAAGGAUACAAAUGUUCUUAUAAACGUUUAUCUUGAAGAUAUUGAAGAGAAGGAAUCGAAUGAAAAAUAUAAUGAACUUCAAAGAUUGGCUGCUUCGCUAGCCAAACACAAGCUAAAGACCUUAGUUAACUUUAAAUAUACUGAGCCAACGGAGCAACGUGAUCAUUAUGGAAAUUAUCUUGGCAUGACUGAUAACCGUGCACCUCAAAUAGAAUCUGUUUUGCGACAGUUAAAAAACAUUUUGGAUAUUUUUUAUCCGCAAUUUGAGAAUCUCGCAACGCGAAGCGCACCACUGAAACCAUCUUCAUUGAAACCUGUUGUUGUAUAUCCAGCUAAAGUCAUAGAAGCGCCUAUGCCUGACCAACCCGAUUUCGCUCUACCAGAAGAUUGAUUUAGUUGUCAAACUUGUUUUUAUUUCAUUUUAGUUGAUUUGUGUUUCGUAAAAAUGCUAAUCUACUGAGACUUACGUGAUCUUAUUCCGUUUGAUUAGCAAAGCAAACUGAAGGUUGGAAAAAUAAAAACUUACAAGGGAUGCAUGGUAGGUGAUACGAAGAUUUUGAACUUUUUUUGGGCUUAAAAUAUUCUAAUGGGUCAGAUAUGACCCUUUGUCAAGCCUUUCGUUUCGGAAAUUCUCCGUUUCAAAGUUACAGGGUGUCAAAGUUUCAACUUUUGCAUAGUUUAACACUAUUGAAAGCAAUAUGGAUUUGUUAAAAAACAUAUUUUACCAUUUUAUCAUAGAUCGACAUUACUGGCAUUAAGCAUAUUAAGCAUAUUAACCUACGUAAAAUCAACUUUGACACCCUGUAACUUCGAAACGGAGAA